Populus nigra (black poplar) is the source of this 1093-nucleotide messenger RNA. Its product is annotated as peptidyl-prolyl cis-trans isomerase CYP21-1-like. Gene Ontology annotation, cellular component: intracellular membrane-bounded organelle. NCBI's taxonomy places the organism in Eukaryota, Viridiplantae, Streptophyta, Magnoliopsida, Malpighiales, Salicaceae. Gene Ontology annotation, biological process: protein peptidyl-prolyl isomerization; protein folding. The transcript is spliced from 7 exons. The record is from RefSeq and is a predicted model, not a curated record. The coding region runs from base 206 to 883 and encodes 225 amino acids. Gene Ontology annotation, molecular function: peptidyl-prolyl cis-trans isomerase activity.
GUCGUUUUUCAGCUUUUUACAAAUAAAUAAUAAUCUGUUCUUAGCAAUCACUACAGGUUUUUUGGACGCUCUCCAGCUUCUAGACCAGAAAAUUUAGCCUAUCAAGGUGUGAUCUUUCUUUAUAUUUACUGAGAAGAUUUAAAAUUUCUGUGACCCAUGAAGGAGAAUAAAGUAAGUCAAUGAGAAAUUAAGCGAAAUCAAAACAAUGGUUAGAGAUUGUCCAGCUUGGGUGGUUCAGCCUAAGUGCCUCCUUCUCUUCGUUGUCCUGCUUAUUUUUCUCAUCUUUGCCUUUACCAGUCCUAAACAGGAUGAGGUGAAGGAAGAAGAACAGGAGUAUGAGAUAACUCAUAGAGUAUACUUGGAUGUUGAUAUUGACGAGCAACGUCAGGGUAGAAUUGUUAUUGGAUUAUAUGGAAAGGUUGUAUCAAAAACUGCAGAAAAUUUCAGGGCUUUGUGCACAGGGGAAAAAGGUAAGGGUGCGAGUGGGAAGCCCCUCCAUUAUAAGGGAACACCUUUUCAUCGGAUAAUAUCUGGUUUCAUGAUUCAAGGCGGUGACAUAGUUUACGGUGAUGGGAGGGGAAGCGAUUCUAUAUAUGGAAGCAUCUUUCCCGAUGAGAAUUUUAAGAUAAAACAUUCACAUGCAGGAGUUGUUUCCAUGGUGAAUUCAGGACCAAAUUCCAAUGGCUCUCAGUUUUUCAUCACCACCAUUAAGACUAGCUGGCUGGAUGGAGAGCAUGUUGUUUUUGGAAAGGUUAUCCAAGGAAUGGAUACGGUUUAUGCAAUUGAAGGGGGAGCAGGAACUUACAGUGGAAAACCCAGAAAGAAAGUAAUUAUUGCUGACUCAGGAGAGAUACCUAAGGACAAGUGGGAUGAGGAAACUUGAAGCUCCUUUAACACCAGCUAAUUUGUGUACUCUGAGUUUGUUAAUUUGUGAUUAGAUAAUCAAUUAGUAUGCUUUUCCUAUUCGAUAACUGUUGUUAAUAGAAACAUGCCAGUGGUUUAGCAACCAUAUAAAUCGUUCUCAUCUCAUAUUUUACUUACAAGCUUGUUAACUCCACCUCAAUUUUUAAUCUUAGAUACCGUAUUAUAUUUA